This is a messenger RNA of Drosophila mojavensis, 1584 nucleotides long. It is a transcript of the gene Fer1HCH, whose product is annotated as ferritin subunit. NCBI's taxonomy places the organism in Eukaryota, Metazoa, Arthropoda, Insecta, Diptera, Drosophilidae. The record is from RefSeq and is a predicted model, not a curated record. Gene Ontology annotation, cellular component: cytoplasm. Bases 112 to 927 code for a protein of 271 amino acids. Gene Ontology annotation, molecular function: ferrous iron binding; ferric iron binding. Gene Ontology annotation, biological process: iron ion transport; intracellular iron ion homeostasis. The transcript is spliced from 5 exons.
AUUGAGGACGUGUGGAACAACAAUAACAAGCCGUACGACGACAUAUUGAAUUGAUAAGAGCGAACUCACACGCACACACACAGAGGCUCACAUACAGCGUACACGUAUUGCAUGUACUCACACAGCGCUCUUUGUGAGCGAGAGCGGCCAACGACGAAGCGUUUAAAAGUGUUUUGCUCGACACAGGCACCGACAGUUUGCAUUCACAUAGCGAAGGCGCGUAAAGCAGAAGAAUUACGAAAAAUUCCAAACAUCAACAACAACAACAAGAGGAACCCGAAGAAUAAAAUGAUGAAAUUUUGUGCGAGUUUUUGUCUACUGACCGUUCUGGCCGCCAUCAACAUGGCUCAGGCAGACAAUUUGCAAUGUAACAUCAAGUCAAAUGCUGCAUUCAGGGGAUGGCCGGACAUGAAGGAGCCCUGCAUUAGGAGCAUGCGGGAGCAGAUCCAGAAGGAGAUCAAUGCCUCCAUGCAGUACCUGGCCAUGGCUGCCUAUUUCUCGAACGAUACCGUCAAUCGUCCUGGUUUCGCCGAACACUUCUUCAAGGCUGCCAAGGAAGAGCGCGAGCAUGGAGCCAAGCUGAUCGAAUACCUGUCAAUGCGUGGCGAGUUGACCCACACCGUGAAGGACCUAAUCAAAGUAUCGCCUGUCAAGGUAAAGAACUGGACUGGACUGUCUGCUUUGGAGGAUGCCUUCAAGCUGGAGACCGAGGUCACCAAGUCCAUUCGCGAUCUGAUUAAGACCUGCGAGGGCAACUCCAAGAAGGCUGAUGAUAACGAUUACCAUCUGGUUGACUACCUGACCGGUGUCUACUUGGAGGAGCAGCUGACUGGCCAACGCGAGCUGGCUGGCAAGAUCACCACAUUGGAGAAGAUGAUGUCCUCCCAGGGAGAGUUGGGCGAAUUCCUGUUCGACAAGAACAUGUAAACUACAUCCCCAAGUUCAACUCAUUGUCUAGCAAGCUAUUCAUAGUUUAUACUGUGCUCCCCGAAAGAUAUCUAUUUAAAAUUAACUGUUACUAGCCUCUGCAGCAGAUACUCCAUCGCAUCAAGUAUUUUGUUAUCCACACGAUCAUUUUUGCAAAAAUUAGUUUAUAAUUAAAUCAUACUCAAAAGUAAAAUACUUUCUCUUUUUUUAUCGUUUGUUUCCGAAUGAAAAUCAAGUAUUGGCCAAAUAAAUAUAUAUCACGUUCUGUUUGAAUUCAAUUUCAUUCCAAGGCACAGUCAAAUCCACGAGUUCUUUUCUUAUCAAUCCCGCUCUCCACCUGGGGCUUAGCACUAAUCAGGCGUCAUACCUUUAUCAAUUGCUACAAGUAUGACAGUCAAAAGUUGUGAUUUAUUUACAAUAUUUGUUACGUAUAACUGUUUCGUUAUCUCGCCUCGAGUACACGUGCUCAAAAGUUCAAAUCUACGUUCUACGACUACGGGAAAAUUCCCGAGUCAGCAAAUCAUUGCAAAUUGAAUAAUCCAUAUUUAGAUAUAAACAAGUACAUGAUAUACACAAAUAUAUAUAUUAUAAAACGUAUAUUUUUCUGUCAAUUAGUCAAUAAUAAUACUAACUUAAUAAAGACUACGAUCAAACCAA